AUGCCACAGCCCAUCCGUGAAACACAGCGGGUUCCGCGCUCGUGUAUACCGUGCUCGCGCCGCAAAGUCAAGUGCUCCAAGAAGAUCCCCUGCGAGCAAUGCAUUCGGCGCGGGGAUGCUGCCACCUGCAUGCGCGAGGUUGUCAAAGUGGGGGGAAGAGUGACAGUAGCAGUAGACGAGGAGCGUGAUGGGAAUCCUCCAGACUCUACCCUCCUGCGUGAGAAUAAUAGCCUCAAGAUUCGCAUCAGGCAAUUGGAACUAGCCCUUUCAAGACCGGAGCUGGUGAAGCUAGAGACGGAUAUUCCUAGGGCAACGACGACACAGCAGCAGCAGGAUGUGCAUUCAUCAGAGAGAAUUCUCAACGACUUUCAAGCCCACGUUUUUGGACUGUCGAUUGACUCGUCUGCACAGGGCCCUGUAAACCAGAUUUCUACCUGGGAUAGCCAGGUCAAGCUGAUUUUGCCUACGCGACGGUGGAGUGAUACCAUUGUCGAGUUCUCCCUGACGCAGCUCGGAUGGGUGCAUUGUGCUUUGGAUGAAGCGGUGUUCAUGAAGGAACACAAUCUGUUUUGGAAGGGUCUCAUCGACAGCGAAAAGGAUGCUCUGAGCAAUCAUGGCUGGAUUGCGGUUUAUCUCAGCGUGCUAGCUGUUGGAGCGUAUUUUCUCGACGACAAGACCAUCGAUAAUGUGCAGCUGCUAUAUGAAAGCUUCUCUGCCCCCCAAACAUCUCCCAUCUCCUCACCGCCGAGUCGGACUUGGUAUGCUGCUGCACUGAGAGAGCUGGACCUAGCAGACUACACUCGCAGACCCUCUCUGGCCACGGUCCAGGCGCUGGCAAUCCUCAACAUCCUGCACAAAAACCUCGGCGAGCCAAGCCGAGAGUUUAUUCUCCAUGGCGCGGCGGUGAAUGUGGCUCGACUUAUUGGUAUAGACCAUCUCGACGAGGACAAAAGGGCAGAUCCAAGCCCAGUCCUUCGUAAUGUCCACCGGCGACUGUGGUGGACUUUGAUUAUUUGUGACUGGUUAACCGUUUGGUCGCGGCCGAUCUCUAUCCAUCCUAGUUCAUUCACAACCGUGCUGGAGACCAAAGAUGAGAAAGACGAAGAUGUACCCUCUGCGUAUGAGUAUCACAAGGCAAUGGCCCAGGUUGCAGCGUUGACGAGGAAUCACAUCAAUUCUAUCCGGGACUGGAGUACCGAUACAGUCCAAGCGUCCCUAGAAGAGAUUGACUCAGUCUGCGCUGAUUUUCCUCCGCAUUUGUCUUACCCUAGUCCGACAGAGACGCCUGUUCGUGAUGAACCAUACUGGUGCUCUAUACAACGAAAUCUUCUGCUCAACUGCGCUGACAGCUGGCGAAUCACUCUCUGCGUUGCCAUGAUCCCUCAAAUCCUGGAACGUAGUGAGGCAGAGAGAGACGGGGAUGCUGUGCUGCAAGAUGGAAUUUCAGCUGCCAAACGCAUACUACAACGUAGAUGUAACGAUCCAAGUCUGUUCUUCAACAAGUUUUGGUCUGUGACCUGCGCCACCGUCGCAGCCGGCAUCUUUAUUGCCCUACACCUGAUCUGCUUUGCGAACGGUAACCAACCGGCAACUGACAUCGCAGACCUGCAGGAUCUGGUCAUGCUGAGUAUCAGCCUUAUUGAAAACUCACCUCCCACAGAAGCACGACAUGGAGCAUUGCUAGUUCUGCGUCGACUUGUACACCUAUAUGAACAUGUCUUUCGCACGUCUGCGCACCGCAUCAUAAAUCGUUCCGCAUUAGCACGAAUCGUGAGACUCGUAGCGUGCCCUUUUCUAUGGGAUUCUCUACCAGACACGGAGUCGACAGCACGGUUUGUUUUCUUCGAUAAUCCGCAGGAUAAUCGUGUUUGGACGGGAGAUUCUCCUUGGUCUGAAGAGACCACCACGACCACCACGACCACUACCACUGCUGGCGAUACGUGCGAGGUAGAGGAGCAGGAAGGAGAAAUUCUUGGAACUUGGGAGCAGUAUUCAGAAAUAGGAGUACAGAAUAUGGAUACUGUGCCUUAUUUCGACCAGUUGUUUCCUUCGGCUGAGUUGAUUGAUACCUCAUUGCCGUUUGUUGAUUCGGCGAUGCUGGGGGAUAUCCUUAGAUGA
Talaromyces rugulosus is the source of this 2118-nucleotide messenger RNA. RefSeq lists its product as uncharacterized. The record is from RefSeq and is a predicted model, not a curated record. Bases 1 to 2118 code for a protein of 705 amino acids. NCBI's taxonomy places the organism in Eukaryota, Fungi, Ascomycota, Eurotiomycetes, Eurotiales, Trichocomaceae. Gene Ontology annotation, molecular function: zinc ion binding; DNA binding; DNA-binding transcription factor activity, RNA polymerase II-specific. Gene Ontology annotation, biological process: DNA-templated transcription; regulation of DNA-templated transcription. The transcript is spliced from 4 exons.